Molecule: messenger RNA, 492 nt
Organism: Ogataea philodendri
Lineage: Eukaryota; Fungi; Ascomycota; Pichiomycetes; Pichiales; Pichiaceae
Exons: 1
Coding region: 1-492 (163 amino acids)
Source: RefSeq, a predicted model, not a curated record
AUGCUGGUAAUCACUUCGUUCGACUUGAGAACUUCCACCAUUCCUGUCCAGAAGUUCUUCUCCUUUGCGACCUCCUCUUUCAGCCGAAGACUGCUGUUUUUCAGGUUCUUGGACGCACGCUCCAAACUCUCAAGUUUCCAGCCGCGGCCAACUCUGGAGAUGUCGAACUGUAACUUUUCAGUAUCCUCAGGAGGUUCCACUUUAUCGCUAGACAACGAUCCAAUCUUAAUAUGUUGUUUCAAAUGCGGCGACAUCGACGACGACCCGGCCGCUGGACGAACACACGAUAUCAGCAAAGAAACAAAGUCCAACGACAACGAGGACUCGUUUAAGGCUGAAUGGACAGAAUUGAUGAUGGUUUCUUUCUGUUUCAAGAAAUCCUCCUGGGAAAUGAAAUUCUCCGAGCUGAACUCCUGCUCCUUUUCUGUCUCUUGCUCCUUCUUCUUGACGGUCUCCUCAGAGCCAGAUUGUUGGGCUUCAAUCUCCUGUUGA